Molecule: messenger RNA, 1719 nt
Organism: Saccostrea cuccullata (small rock oyster)
Lineage: Eukaryota; Metazoa; Mollusca; Bivalvia; Ostreida; Ostreidae
Product: kelch-like protein 26
Exons: 2
Coding region: 71-1567 (498 amino acids)
Molecular function (GO): protein binding
Source: RefSeq, a predicted model, not a curated record
UUAAAUCUGACGUCAAUCCUCUUUGUGAACCGUGUCCGUACCAGCUAGUCCAGGCUCAAGGACUAGUGAGAUGCACGACAACGCUAGUACCAGUCUGUGUCACAAAGCAGACGACAAAAGCAACAUGGAGGCUAAGGGACCAUCUGCCAUGUCGGCGGUGUGCGUCUACCAGUCCAUCAGUCCGCAAUGUCAGAAAGCCAUGACUGAGUACCUACGGACUGGUAGCAUCAACGAGAAUUCCAUUAGCUUCGAUCACAUCCGGGACUUUCUAACGAUCUGCAACUCCAUCCACGGUCUUCAUCAACUCAGAAAUAUGUGCACGAAGAAACUUUUGCACAACUUAAACAAGAACACCAUGUUUGAUAUAUUUAACCUUGCGGACGAAUUCGAUUUGUCUGAAGUGACUGUCAAAUGUGCAGAUGAAAUUAUGGACAGCAUAAAUCAUGUUACUUUGUUUCCAGAAUUCAUUACCUUGACCAAUACGCAAAUGGAAGCUCUUGUAAAUAGUCCACAGUGCAGAAACAAACUCUGUGUUCGGGACGCUUUGUACCAAUGGUGGCAGUAUGACACUGGCAAACGCACUGGUGUCUAUGAAUCUCUAAGACAAAAAGUUGAUAGUAAUUUGUUUCCAAUACCACAAAGACAAAGUGAUGGAAGAUCGUAUUUGGUAACAUUCUCCCUUAAUCAAAAGGGUAAUAACAAGAACCAACUAUGCCCGGAAGCAAAGGUUCUGGAUCUGCACACAGAAAAAGAAUAUACCGCAUCUUUGAAGAAAAAUUUAGAGAUGAACUAUGGCUUCGCCGCUUGCUGUCUGCAGCCUGGCGUUUCAGAACCUCCAUACAUUUUCCUUUCUGGCGGAAACAAAAGAUCGUCAAGAAAAAUGCUUGAAUGUGACGUGAUCAUGAACAAAUGGAAAGUCUGCAGCAACAUGAAGAAUCCCCGCUCUUUCCAUGCUAUGGAAGCUGUGCGCGAUAAAUUGUAUGUUUUCGGUGGGCGACACGAAGGAAAAAAUGUCUCCCAAAUCGAGGAGUUCGACCGAAAGAAAAAUUCCUGGACAGUUGCUGGGAACUUAAAGUGGAAUGUCCACUCCGUGGUAUCCGCUGUCUGUGGGGACUUUGUCUAUCUGUUUGGCGGGAAAAGAGAGAGCGGAGAUAACGUCUCCGUCAUUCAAGUGUUUGAUUGCAGGACGAGGUCCGUGGAGAUCGCGGGUUAUCUACCCGUAGAGUGUUCUGGUGGAAGAUGCAUGGCUAUCGGACAAUCCAUUUACAUAUUUACUGAACAGGGUCACUGCAUCAAGUACUGUACUGAGGAAAAUACAAGUGUGAUGUUAGCGGCCCAGCCGGGAUGCCGUCACAGAUUUAGUCUCUACUUGCGGGGCUCCCAUUUCUCUAUCAAUGGCGGACUUGAUUCUCAGCGGAAUUCCCCGGAAUACAACCUUAAAUACUCAAUCCAGGAGGAGUCUUGGAAACAAAUGUCGUGCAGAAGCAGCAAGCUUAGGAACCAUGAAAUAUUUGGACAGUGUUUCGUAAAGAUUCCUAACGAUUUACAAUAUAUUCCCUUUUGUUGAUAUUUAUUACACUUUGUACAGAUAAUAUUGCAAUUAGACUGUGUUCUCAAUGUUUGGAUUUGUUGAAAGGAUUUUUUUAUUUAUACUUAUAAAAUGCUGUUUUGUUGGUUUAUGUUGUUGUUGCACAAAUUUUAUUGUGUUAUGAAAUAAAA